GCUGACGCAGGCUGAUGAAGCCGCUUCUGGAAAUGCAAAGUACAAACGUUUAACUCUCUGACACGUUGAUUUGUCGCCCACAUGUGUGCGUAAGCCCCGACAGGAGAAAACAGUGGAAUGUGAACAGGAAGUGGAGGAAACUGCUGGAAUCUGGAAUUACUCAGGAGGAGAGAGAGAGACAGAGAGAGAGACAGAGAGAGAGAGAGAGAGAGAGGUUGCCUCUCAGCCACAACAAAGAGGAAAACAUGAGCAGUGACUACCAUCCACUCUCUGCAGCAGAGUCGUGCAGAAGUGUUGUCAACGAGACCCCAGAGUGCUUCAUAUGCCGAGAUGUUGAACUUCAUGCCUCUGACCCACUGAGGAAUUUCUGUGACUGCAAAAACUUACUCGCCCAUCACACGUGUCUGUCCACAUGGAUCCAGACGGGACAAGGGACUGAAGACAGACUGAGGUGUAUCAUCUGCAAAGCCAAGUACCAGCUCCAGUGGAGUUCUCCAUGGUGGUCGGUCAGCUUCCGGUGGCAGACGUGGCUGGUGCUGAUCACCGUGUUUGUUUUGCUGGGUCUGGUGCCUUAUGUCGUUCACUGCAUGAUGACCGCCUUCAUCAGCCCUCCUCCUCCCAGCUCCUUUAAAAUAGCAGCAGCCUGUUUCGGUCUGCUGACAGAGAUCAUGCUAAUCAAAUGUCUGUCGAGUUACCUCAGCAGUCGUUACCGGCAGGCAGAGCACAGCUCCUUCACAGUCCAGGCCAGGAGCUCAGAGGAAGACAGAGAUCAUCCGGGCCGCUGGGAUCAUUCCAACAGCGCUUCAGCAACAGCAGGUCAUGCACCGGCAGCGGCCUCAACCAGUCAAGUGGACACAAGGAAAGUGGACGUGUUGAAGAGUGGAUUUCUCAGCCUUUUCUAAACCACUGCCCAGAGUUUACAGAAUACACGGCCGGAGGGAAUCCUGUGUAUUAGCUGUGUCUCACAGCCAUUCAAGAAGUCCCAUCAGUACAUCUGUGUAGCAUUAAUGAGCUUUUACAUUUAAAAUGGACAAUGAACCACUGAAUAAUACGCCUGUGGUACACUUUUUUGCUAGUAGAACUCCUUCUUUUACUGGUGACACAUGAAAAUAGUUUGGCUCUCUUUGUGGGUACAAGUUGUUGACUUACGCUUGAUAAAUGGAUGAGGCAGCUAAUUCAACUGUUAGCUCCUAUUUUAGCCAAAUGCCAUUGGAUUUGUGUUUGCUGUUAGCAGCUAAUGUAGCAGUUAGCGGCUACUAUUGUAGCCAAACGCUGCUGCAUCGUCGUUUGAUGUUUGGCUAUUGAAGUCAGACAUUUUUAGCACUCAACAUUCUUAACGUUUAGCACCAGAUGUUUGCAUCAGCAAAUACUGAUGCCAUGAUAUGUGGCUACAGUAGCAGCUUGUAACGACAGUGUUAUGCUGCUUUCACACCAAACUGUCUCCAAGUACGUGACAUCAUCCGGAGAAUCUCAACACUAAUUGGUUAUGUUAGCGUCACGUCACCAAAGUUGAAAAUGUUCAACCUCAAACGAAUUAGAGCUGAAUACCAUUCCUGUGACUUCACCAGCUAAAGAUGGCUGUAGGAGUAAAUUAUGUUUUUUAGCAAAUAACAUAUUUCCAAGAUAUUAAAUGCUCUAGUUUUUCUGCAAUGUCAAAACUUUGCACUUUAUUAAGCAAACGUAUUCUCUCAUAUUACAAAAUGAGGAUAAGGAGGAGAAUGCACACAGCAUUCAUGAGUGUGAUCAGGCUCAGAGAGCAAAAAAAAAAAAAGAAAAGAGAGAAGCUGAAAUCACUCUCUUUCCUUAAUGAUGCCCACACAGAGACAAUGGGGCGCCGCUCUGAUUAGUGUCACCUGUCCUUGUGCAUCUCAUCAGCUCCAUUAUGGCUCCAUCUCCCAUGCUUCUCCUGCUAAUUGAAUAGCCUGUGAAGUGGUGACGAGGACGGGGGCGAGAGCAACGUCUGUCCCACCGCCGCCGCCGCCGCUGCUGCAGAAAAUGAGAGAAAAGCUUCCCAGUGUGAUCCACGAGUUCUGAAAACAUAAAAACCGUUAUCGUACGGAGGACGUGCCAACAAGUAGCCUUCAUGUCGUGUUAAAAUCAUAUCCUGUGUGGAUUAUUUUCAUAUGGAACAGCUAUCAGUUUGCAUUUACAGUGUGUUUUUCAGGGAGACGCAGUGCUGCACUAAACACGUCUUCAGUUUGGUUCACAGCGGACUAAUGUUUUUCAUGUUUAAUCCAAGUACAGGAAAUUAUACAGUUGAGUUCCAGAAACUGGAACGUUUAGUUAAAGACAGUAUUUUCUUUUAGUGUUGACAAUUUCAACGCCCACUAAACCCCAAACUUACAGCAUUUCAAAUAAACUAUUUGAAGCUGUGGAUUAAAGAUACAGUGUGUGAUUUAGAGGAGAAGUUACAGUUGAAUAUCUGUCUCACUUACCUCACUCUUCUCUUUCAAGGGUGUUGGAGAACCUAUGUAGCCUUCAGCGAGCAUCAAAACUCAAACCAGGUUCAGUUUGUACAUUGUGGGCAAUUGUAAAAACGUGGUUGUCCAAAAUGAAAAACAAUUCACACAAUCACUUAAAAUUAAGUAUAAUUGUUUCAUUUUAAGUGAAAACAAUAUCACCUAAUUGUUAAACUCUGCACCUUUAAUAUACAGGUAGACUAGUGAGCAUAUGUGGCAUGAGCAGUAUUAUAUUACACAGGUGAUCAGCCACACUGACAAAUGCACACACUGUGCAGACACUGAUGUUUAAAAUAAAAACAAUUUGGCUUUGCUUUAGUCUUCAUUAUAAAAAAUACUGAUGUGUUUUCAAGACUUUCAGGCCUUCACAUUAUCCCAUUAUGUUUGAAUAAUAACAAAUUACUCAAACAAAUUGAUUAAAUAACCUUUAUUUACAACAUUUGAUUGCAAACAAUAAUCUGAUUUAGAGCCUUUUUAAGCCUCCCAUUUAAUGGCUUGUUUAUCAUUUAUUUCAGCAUUCAAAGCCCAGAUAAGCAUUGUUUUUUACAUUAGUAAAUGUUGUUUUGUUUUGCAGUGACAUUCAACAAGGUGAAUAUUGUACAAUAUCGAUCAACAGCAUCCAUGGUCAACUUUAUUUCCACAGGAGCUGUUUUUUUUUGUUGUUUUUUUAAAUAACUGACCUGUGUGAAGGUUGUUAGAUCUUGACCAUACCAUGUAAAGUGCCUUGAUAUAAUGUAUGGUAUGAAUUGGCACUAUACAAAUACAAUUGGAGUGAUAUUAUGGUCCAUAGGAAACUGUCUUGUAUAUAUAAAUGUGUUAAAAUGACUGAAUAAUGAUAUACACCAGUAUUAAAGGUUUUAUACUGUUUGUGGAAACAAAUAAAAACUG
Solea solea (common sole) is the source of this 3347-nucleotide messenger RNA. RefSeq lists its product as uncharacterized. Gene Ontology annotation, molecular function: zinc ion binding. The record is from RefSeq and is a predicted model, not a curated record. The transcript has 5 exons. NCBI's taxonomy places the organism in Eukaryota, Metazoa, Chordata, Actinopteri, Pleuronectiformes, Soleidae. Bases 246 to 902 code for a protein of 218 amino acids.